AAAUCACCUCUUCAAUAUAAUUGAAUAAACUUGUUGAAACUAUUUUCAAUUGUAUAUAAAAAUGUCUGAAUUCAAAGACUGGUACAAUAAUGUGCCAUUCUUUACCCGGUAUUGGCUGACAUUCACUAUAAUUCUGAGUAUAGUUGGGAGAUUUGGUAUCAUCAGUUACUAUUAUUUCGUGCUGGAUUACUAUCCGUUUAUUCACCAAUUCCAGAUAUGGAGACCGCUCACGGCACUGUUCUACUAUCCCAUCGGUCCAUCAACUGGAUUCCACUUCCUGAUAAAUUGCUAUUUCCUCUAUAACUAUUCACAAAGACUAGAGACAGGAAUGUUUGCUGGGAAGCCUGCAGACUACCUUUACAUGUUGCUAUUCAACUGGGCUUGUUGUGUUCUUAUAGGAUUACUAGUUGGCCUACCAAUACUCAUGGAUCCUAUGGUUCUGUCAGUGCUGUAUGUAUGGUGUCAAUUGAACAAGGAUGUUAUUGUGUCCUUCUGGUUCGGCACUCGCUUCAAAGCCAUGUACCUGCCUUGGGUGCUGUUAGCUUUCAACCUAGUUAUAAGUGGAGGUGGCAUAAUGGAACUGCUGGGUAUUCUAAUUGGGCAUCUGGCAUUCUUCUUGUUGUUUAAGUAUCCACAAGAGUUCGGUGGUCCAGCCCUCUUGACACCUCCUUCAUUCUUAAAACAAAUAUUCCCUGACACGAGAUAUAUGGGAGGCUUCGGUACAGCACCCCAAGCGAGAAUUCCUACUCGACCCGGCGGCAACGUCUUUGGUGGCCACAAUUGGGGGCGUGGGCAAACACUAGGAGGGAAUUGAACAUAUUAGGAUCAAAUAAGUGGUAAUGGAACGUCAGAUUUCUAAAUAAAAGCAAUGUGGUUUCUGUUGUUCUACUGCAAAGGAAUGGAUGUUGUGAUCUACUCUGGGAACUAAUUUUAUUCUUAUUACAGUGGAUGGAACACUGAUAUUUUUGAAACUUUAGAAUUAUACACUAGUAAAUAAAUUAAAAAUUCAAUAUUGCGUUGGCAAUGAACGAACUGAUCUGGUUAUUGGUUUAUUAAAUUUUGUUGUGAUUACAUUUUGAGAGAACAGUACAAAAAAAUAUUGUAGUGAGAUUGAUAUCGAGAUCUCCAGAGUAGGCUUACCCCAUAUAUGAGUUUUUUUAUACGGCCUUAACCGAGUGUAUGUAUAUGCGGAAUAAUAUUAUAAACUCAUUUGUUCCAUACCUCGUUACCUAUAAAAACGACUGAAGGAAUCUUAAAGAAAUUUGACGUGAAAAUGGAUUUCACAAUUAUUAUCAUGAGGACAGAUAUAGGAUAGUUUUGCCUAAAGAAAAACAUACAAAGUCAAAGGCAUCUGUUAGUUCCAAAUAAGUAAAAAAAUAACAAAUCCGUUUCUCGCUUGUUAUUUUUUACCUUCAUAUAAUGAGUUAAUUGUACACUGUUUAUUCAGGGUAAAAGAGUAAUUAAUUAUUUUGUGUACCUCAAUUUUUUGUUGCUAUAUUUCAGAUUCUGAUAGCCAUUAAGUUUUCAAUGGAAAAAA
Achroia grisella is the source of this 1537-nucleotide messenger RNA. RefSeq names its product derlin-1 (gene Der-1). Gene Ontology annotation, cellular component: endoplasmic reticulum membrane; Hrd1p ubiquitin ligase ERAD-L complex. The coding region runs from base 62 to 814 and encodes 250 amino acids. Gene Ontology annotation, biological process: endoplasmic reticulum unfolded protein response. The record is from RefSeq and is a predicted model, not a curated record. The transcript is spliced from 5 exons. Gene Ontology annotation, molecular function: ubiquitin-specific protease binding; misfolded protein binding. NCBI's taxonomy places the organism in Eukaryota, Metazoa, Arthropoda, Insecta, Lepidoptera, Pyralidae.